Molecule: messenger RNA, 3237 nt
Organism: Tilletiopsis washingtonensis
Lineage: Eukaryota; Fungi; Basidiomycota; Exobasidiomycetes; Entylomatales
Product: kinesin-domain-containing protein
Exons: 9
Coding region: 29-3157 (1042 amino acids)
Biological process (GO): microtubule-based movement
Cellular component (GO): nucleus; kinesin complex; microtubule
Molecular function (GO): microtubule motor activity; microtubule binding; ATP binding
Source: RefSeq, a predicted model, not a curated record
CCUCGCCGCCGCUGCCGCAGCCAAGCGCAUGGUGCCCACGCCCUCGGGCCGGGGCGCUGCGCCGCCGCGCACCGCGUCCGGCGGCAGCACCUCGGGCGGCCUGGCGACGCCCCGCAGCCGCUUCCAGUCGGGCCCGUCCGUCGCUGCAGCAGCGAACGCUACACGCACGCCGGCCGCCGCACGCGCCAGGGCGCUGCUGCCUCCACAGACGCCAAGCCAGCCCUCGGCGGCGCCCGCAAAGCAGGCCAAGCCGGCGGGCUCAGAGGGGGACAGCGAGCCGAUGAAGGCGUACCUUCGCAUUCGUCCUGCACCCGAGGACCUGCGUCCGGGCACGGAGACGCAUCUGACGGUCACCAGCGCGACGCAGGUGCUCAUGACGCCGCCGGUGGACGGACUGGCGCGCCACAAAGACGCAAAGCCAGCGACGUUUGACUUCACGCAGGUCUUCAACUCGGGCAGCACGCCCGACGUCACGGCAGCAGAGUCGCAGGCGGCCUUCUUCCGCGGCACGACGCUGCCACUUGUCGGCUCGCUGCUGCAGGGCUCCAACGGCCUCGUCUUCACGUACGGCGUCACUAACAGCGGCAAGAGCUACACUGUCAUGGGCGGCCCGGCGCGCGGCGAGGCAGGCAUCUUGCCGCGCACGCUCGAUGUCAUCUUCAACUCGAUUGCUGGCCUCGAGAGCGACAGCGACCUGCGACCUGUGGGCCUGCACGGCGUUGAGCGCGUGCCCGCCGAGUCGCCUUCGCUGGGAUCUGGGUCGCCCGGUGGUCUGAACCCCUUUGCGCUGCCCGGCGUCUCGCGCCGCAUGCUCGGCGACACGCAGCCGCGCCUGUUCCCGACCAUCGAGGAGUCGACGUACGAGGGCGAGGAGACGAAGCUGGCCGUCGACGCCUCGUGCCGCUACAGCGUCUGGGUCUCGUACGUCGAAGUGUACAUGGAGAAGAUCUUUGACCUGCUCGAUGCCGCGCCAGACACGCCAACAGAGGCCACAGGCAUGACGCCGAGCCGCAGCGGGAUGGUGCGCUCGGGCAGCCGCAUGGGCAGCAGCUGGAGCAUCUCCAACCUCGCUGGGCUCGCCAAUGGCGGCUCGAAGGCCACGGUACUUGAGCGCAAGCCGCUGUCGCUGAAGAACGACCCGGAGGGCGGCAAGUACAUCGACGGCGCCCGCGAGGUGCGCGUGCGCUCCGCCGCCGAGGCCCGCGCACUCGCCGCGCGCGGCUCGGAGAACCGCGUCGUCUUUGGCACGCUCGCGAACCGCGCCAGCAGCCGCAGUCACGGCAUCUUCACGGUGCGCCUGCUGCGCGAGAGCGCCAGUGCGCCUGGCGACGAGUCGCACUGCUCGACGGCGCGCCUCAACAUCGUCGACCUGGCAGGCAGCGAGCGUCUCGCCAACACGGGCGCCAUUGGCGACCGCCUGAAGGAGGCAGCCAACAUCAACAAGGGCCUGAGCUGUCUGCAGUCGUGUCUGAACGCCAUGCGCUCCAACCGCCGGCGCGUCGCUGCCUUUGCCACAGCUUCGCAGCAGCCGGCCGCCGGCGCUGCGCCAGGCAGCGUGGCUGCGCAGGUGCGGCGGCUGGGCGCCAACAGGCGGCCGUCGGUGGUGCCGUUCAACCAGUCGAAGCUGACGAGCAUCUUUGGCUCGUACUUCACCGGCGAGGGGCGCACCGCCAUCAUCGUCAACGUGAACCCGUACGGCACGAGCUUCGACGAGAACUGCAAUGUGCUGCGCCUCGGCACCGACGCACAGGAGGUGGCGACGCAGACGGGCAAGAUCCACAUGCGUGUCGUCCACCCGAGCAUCCGCGCGCUGAUGCCGCAGCUGGGCGCGCCGCGUGCCUCAGAGGCUGGCAGCGAGGAGUCGGGCAGCGCCACGCCUCGCCGCGGCGGCAUGGGCAGCAAUAUCCCCGCGCCGGCCGCCAAGUUCCCGGCCACGCCUCGCUCGGCUGCUGCCGCUGCAGACUUGCAGCGUCGCGAGGCGGCCGCGCAGGUGUCGCUGCGUGCCACGCCGGAGGAGGACAUGGAUGUGACGAUUCUCGAGGGCGACGAGGCCACUGACGAUGAGGACGAGGACGAGUCGAACCCCUUCGUCGAGAUGCUCAUGCAGCAGCACGAGGAGCUCCGCCAGCGCCUCUUCGACGCAGAGAUGCGCUGCGCGCAGAUCGAGACGGAGGUGCGGGCCGAGAUGUCCGACGAGAUGGAGGCGCGUCUGCGCGAGAUGGAGGAGAUGUACUCCGAGCGGCUGCUGAACGACGCCGAGCAGAACGAGCGCUUCGUCAACCGCAAGAUCGAUCUUGUGGUCAAGGCCAACGCCGCCGAGCACUCGCGCAUGCGUGCGCGCUUCGACAUGACGCCGCGGCAUGCCUCUACCGCUACUAUGCCGCAGACGCCCGGCGGUGCCGAGCGUGCCGACGCGCUCGAGGUCGACGAGUCGCUCUCGAUGGUCGGCGAAGAGUCUGUCGACGCAGACGACUCGCUUGCAGACUCGCAGGCGGACUCGGACGUCUCCGACUCGGCGGCCAGCAUCGUGCUGCGGCCCGGCCCCAUCGAGCAGACCGAGAAGCUGUCGAAGCGCCUGGCGCGCAUGAGCGUCGAGGGCCCGGCGGCCGACAACAGCGUGGCCGAUAGCUCCGUCGCGGACGAAAUCUCGCUCGAUGAAGACGAGAACGAAGAGGACACUGAGGAGGAGAGCGAGGAGGAGGAGAGCGAAGAAGACAGCGAAGAGGAGAGCGAGGAAGACGAGGAGGCCGAGGUGUAUGACCCCGCGGACGAGUCGUUCGAUGUCACCAAGGCGUCGGCCGAUGCCGACUCGUCCGUCGAGCUGCCGCGCUCGUCGCGGCGCAGUGCUGCCGCUCGCCGCUCGAGUGCGGCGCCCGCGGCCAAGGGUGCCCGCAAGUCGGCUGCUACGGCGCGGCAAUCAAACGUGCCGCUCAAGGAGCAGGCCCAGCCCGCCGACACGAGCGCGGCGCUCGAGGACCCCAGCGAUGCCAGCCUCAUCCAGGAGACGAACAAGGCGCCGCGCAAGAAGAAGGUGCUGCGCAAGAAGGCUGCGCUCGACGAGGAUGCCAUGAUGGAGCAGAUUGCAGACUCGUCGCUCGUUGAGGCCAUCGGGCGCUCUUCGCACGGCAGCACUGGCUCACGGCAGCGUCUGCGCUAGCCUUGCCCCGUCGUCGACUGCUCCUGCCCCUGCCCAUGCCCUGUCACGCUUCUCGUCACUGAAUUAUACCAGUCCCGUCG